AUUCGUUACGGUCAAAACGAAAAGUACGCAGUCAGAAACGCGACUUUUAUCAUAAAAGGCGGUGAAAAGGUUGCAAUUGUUGGACGUACUGGUAAAUCAUCUAUUGCGAAAGGAUUACUUCGAUUAGUGGAAAAAGCUGAUGGUGAUGUGUUCAUUGAUGGUGUUAACAUUGCCGAAUUGGGACUGCAUGAGCUCAGAUCAAGGAUCACGAUCAUACCACAGGAUCCCAUCCUAUUCUCCUCUACUCUACGAUUUAACGUUGAUCCAUUCAAUCAGUUCGCAGACAGUGACAUUUGGGUUGCACUGGAAGCAUGCCAGUUGAAAGAAAUGGUUUUGAAACAGAAUGGCCUUUAUACCGAGAUAGAGGAGGGAGGAAAAAACAUUAGCCUCGGCGAACGCCAGCUGCUGUGUCUCUGUCGAUCAUUGCUUGAAGGAGGAGAAAUACUCAUUCUAGACGAAGCCACAGCCUCCUUGGAUUAUGCUACCCAAAUGCUAGUGAAUGAGGUUGUUCGAGUACAUUUUCGAAGCGCGACCGUGAUAACAAUCGCUCAUAAGUUGGAAACUAUUGGGAACUGCGACAGGGUAAUGGUGAUCGAAGAUGGUAUUGUUGUUGAAUAUGAUACUCCAGAAAACCUCUUAGCGAACAAAGACUCAAUCUACCGUGAAAUGGUAGAGACGAAAAAAACAUUCUAAUG
This is a messenger RNA of Strongylus vulgaris, 695 nucleotides long. The record is from the annotation of a GenBank genome assembly. Lineage: Eukaryota; Metazoa; Nematoda; Chromadorea; Rhabditida; Strongylidae.